UGACGUCACUAAAUCUGCGAUAAAAAGGCCCGGUCUUCGCUCGCUCUUGCUCUCUCUGGGUGUUUCGAUAUCACAAGCUAAGCAAAGCAAAGUUUUCUUGAAAAGGCUACAAAUAAAUUAAACUACUCCUUUUCAAUUCAUAUAUUUAUUUAUCAAACAAUCUCUCUCUCUCUGUUCAUAGUUCAUCCACGGAGCCAUAUGGAGAGGCCGCGCCGUGAAUUGACAUUCAUGCGCCCCUCCUUCGAUUUUCUCCACCAGAAUCACGGCUUUCCGGAUCGUGCCGUCGUCGCUGAGGACAACAACAUGGACGAUCUUGAUCGCGGUAACUCCGCCAUCAGAGAAUUGGAUUUAUUCUCCACUAAAGGAAACGACGUCGACUGUAUUAAGAACGAGUCCUUCACGACGACGACGACUCGCUUUGACUCCGGCACCGCGGCUGUAAACACUGGAUUGAAUCUCCUGACUACAAGUUCUUGUGGAAAUUCGAUGACCAUAAAUCAAGUCGAAAAACCUAAUCGUCAACUGCGUGAACUGCAAGUGGAGUUAAAGAGAUUGCACCAUGAGAAUUCGAAACUGAGAGGCAUGUUGGAUCAGAUUUCCAAGAAAUAUAAGGACCUACACAGUCAACUAUUCCUUGCAAUGCAAAAACAACAACAACAAUCACAUCUCCAUCAAGCACAACAUCAGAAAAAUGAACAACAUGGCACGUCGUCUGGUCUCAUAAUGUGUGCUCAACAACAACAGAAGUCAAUAGACCCACGACCAUCUGCAGCGUUAGAUGUCAACAUUGACCAUUCCAUCUCCGAACAAGAAGUCUCGGUUUCUCCAUCAAAUAAUAACACAGAUGAACAAGGAAAGCAACCUGCUUCAAUUGAUGAGAGUAUUGACCAAACCUCCCAAACCCCUAAAACACACAACAAGGACGAACAAAUUCAAGAUCAAGUCCCUUUCAGAAAGGCAAGGGUGUCUGUACGAGCAAGAUCCCAGGCUUCAUUGAUUAGCGAUGGAUGCCAAUGGAGGAAAUAUGGUCAAAAGAUGGCCAAGGGUAAUCCAUGUCCACGUGCCUAUUAUCGUUGCACCAUGGCAGGUGGAUGUCCUGUUCGUAAGCAGGUGCAAAGAUGUGCGGAGGACAAGGGUGUGCUUAUAACAACAUAUGAAGGGAACCACAACCACCCUCUCCCACCAACAGCCACAGCCAUGGCUAACACAACAUCAGCUGCCGCGGCCAUGCUCCUUUCAGGUUCACUCACAAGCAAGGAUGCCCUACAAAGUUCUGGCUUCUUACCUUCAAUGAUGCCCUACCCAACAACAAUGGCAACUCUAUCUGGCUCCGCACCCUUCCCCACCAUCACUCUCGACUUAACCCAAACCCCAAACACCAUCCGCGGUCCUCCCACACCGGCUACAUUUUCGUUACCUUUAGACGGCUGUCCGCAACUCAUGGGGCACCCUUUGUAUAAUAUCGUCCCUCCCAAGUUAGCUGCUAUGAGCAUGGUUCCUUUAGGGCAACGGAAUCCUUCUUCAAUGGUUGAGACGGUCACUGCUGCUAUAGCUUCCGACCCUAACUUCACUGCUGCCCUAGCGGCCGCGAUAUCGACAAUCAUGGGAGCACCAAAUGGAAACACUAAUGAAGGUUCUAGAUUUCCUGGCUCGCCUGAUCAGCUUCCUCAAUCUUGCACCACUUUCUCCACCAACUAGGGUGGUUGUACACAUAUGGUGAAUUAUGAGGGUUGCAUAUAUACUUUACUUGGUAUGCUAUAUAUGAACGAGUUGGGUACUGUAAGUAUGAUUAAGGUGAGAAUGUGAUAUAUACGUUUGAUGGGGAAACAUGCAUGUACAAUAAUCGUAAAUACUUAAAAAAAAGGUAUAAAUUUUGUAUAAGACAAAGGUUUUGUCAAACUAAGUGAGGCUUGGAAUAGUCUCUUUUAAACA
Messenger RNA from Tripterygium wilfordii, 1932 nucleotides. Its product is annotated as probable WRKY transcription factor 47. Lineage: Eukaryota; Viridiplantae; Streptophyta; Magnoliopsida; Celastrales; Celastraceae. Gene Ontology annotation, biological process: regulation of DNA-templated transcription. The record is from RefSeq and is a predicted model, not a curated record. The transcript is spliced from 7 exons. Gene Ontology annotation, molecular function: DNA-binding transcription factor activity; sequence-specific DNA binding. Bases 199 to 1698 code for a protein of 499 amino acids.